AUGCUAAUCCUAGAACAUUGUGCCCAUUUGGAGGAAAUCAACACUUCCAUUGGAGAUGUCAAGCGCCUCAUUUCCUUGAACUUGAGCAGCUGUAGGAGUCUCGAGAAGUUACCCAAACAAUUGGGCGAACUAGAAAAUUUGGAGGAACUUGUCAUAGACCGGACUUGGAUAAAAGAAAUCCCUCCAUGUAUAGGAUCUUUAAAGAAGCUGAAGAGGCUUAGUGCCAUGUAUUGUCUUCUACCAGCUGAAGUUCCUAGUCCGGUAAGUUCUUUGUUAGCGGAAUGCUACAAGUUGCAACAGAUCCCUUCUUCAAUUGGUAAGUUGGGAGAGUUGGUUGAGUUGGACUUGUCAAAUACAUGGAUUAAGGAAUUACCCGAAUCCAUUGGGGAAUUGAAAAAAUUGAAAAUUCUAAGGAUUUUUUGUAGUCAGAUAGAAGAGUUACCAAGCUCUAUUGGAAAAUUGCAAAGCCUCCAAGAGUUCGAUGCCGACGGAUGCUUUUACCUGAAAGCAGAAAUUCAUGUUGAUAAAGGCGGAUUGUCUUCUCUAAAAACCCUUUGUUUAGGCAGAGCAAAAAUUUCUUGCUUGCCGGAAAACUUAGAUCAGCUUUCUUCUCUCGAACACCUCAAUUUACUUGGCUGUAGAGACCUUCAAUCACUCCCAAAACUUCCUUUUAGCUUAUCAUGCCUACGGCUUACCCAUGAGAGCAAUGAGCUGCCAUCGCUCUCUCACCUGAAGCAUCUAAAGGAGCUUGUCCUUUGGCUUUGCAAGUCUCUUCAAAGCAUCCCAGAGCUUCCCUCUUGCAUACGAAAGCUUUGUGUUGAGAGAUGUCCCAAAUUGGAAAGGUUGCCAAAGCUUUCCGAUUUGGAAUUUUUGUCGGAAUUAGGACUCGUGGGAUGCAAUGGGCUAAAGAAAUUGGAUGGACUGGAAGCUUUAAAAUCCCUUGGAGAGUUAAACCCAUCCAGAGAGUCAGAGUUGUUCAACCUCGACGACUUUGUUGCAAAGGUAGAUAAACUCCAUGCAAUACCGGGCCUUGAAAAAUUGGGAUCCCUGGAAGUGGUGGAUAUCUCAGGGUGCAAGCACAUUGAAGUACUGGACCUUUCAAAGUCGAAGGAUCUGAAGGAGUUGAUUGUUAGGAAUUGCGAAAGCUUAGUUGAAAUCCAUUGCCCUAGUAAUUUUCUGGAGCACUUUGAUAGGCAUGGAUGCAAGUCACUAAAGAAAUUACCGGCCUUUUUACCACCUGAUAGGGCACGAUUCAAUUACCGGACUUUUACCACAUGUCCUCAUGGGAGGAAAUUGAAAAUAUUGAGGCACUACGUUUGGACGAAAUGGGCUCUAGAGAGUUCGUUGAGCAAGAGAGCUUCAAAAAAAAUGCCUAACUUGAAGUUCCUUCAUGUGAAGGAUGUGGAUUUUGGUGGAGAUUUUGAAGGAUUAUUUUCUGAAUUAAGAUGGUUAAAGUGGGAGAGACGUCGUGACUCUUUCGAGGUGACUAACUUUCAUUUUGAGAAAUUAGUCAUACUUGAUUUAUCAGACGGUGAUAUUAGUGAAAAGUGGAGAGGAUGGAGUUCAAUUAAGAUGGAGAGGCUGAAAGUUCUCGAUCUUUCGCGGUGCUCUAGAUUAAAGAGCACCCCUAAUCUCUCUGCAUUUAAAAAUUUAAAGAUGCUAAUCCUAAAAGAUUGUGCUCAUUUGAAGGAAAUCGACCCUUCGAUUGGAGAUGUCAAGCACCUCGUUUCCUUGAACUUGAGGUGCUGUUGGAGUCUCAAGAAAUUAUCCGAACAAUUGGGCAAACUAGAAAAUUUGGAGGAACUUGUCAUAGACCAUAUCGGGAUGCGAGAAAUCCCUCCAUGUAUAGGAUCUUUGAAGAAGCUGAAGAGGCUUAGUGCCUCGUGGAGUUGGCGAUCGACUGAAGUUCCUAGCUCAAUAAUCCAUCCAGUAAGUUCGUUGUUAACGGAAUGCUACAAGUUGGAACAAAUCAAUUCUUCAAUUGGUAAGUUGGGAGAGUUGGUUGAGCUAGACUUGUCGGAUACAGGGAUUAAGGAAUUACCCGAAUCCAUUGGGGAAUUGACCAAAUUGAAAAUUCUGAGGAUUUGUAAUAGCCAGAUACAAAGGUUACCGAGCUCUAUUGGAAAAUUACAAAGCCUCCAAGAGCUCGAUGCUGACGAAUGUCAUAACCUGGAAGGGCAAAUUCUUAUUGAUGAAGGUGGAUUGUCUUCUCUAAAGACUGUUCGUUUAGGUUGUACAAAAAUUUCUGGCUUGCCGGAAAACUUAGAUCAGCUUUAUUCUCUCGAACACCUUGAUUUAAUUGGCUGUGGAGAGCUUCAAUCACUACCAAAACCUCCUUUUAGCUUAUCAUCCUUGCGGCUUACCUGUCGGAGCAACGAGCUGCCAUUGCUCUCUCACCUAAAGCAUCUAAAGGAGCUCACCCUUCAUUUUUGCAUGUCUCUUCAAAGCAUCCCAGAGCUUCCCUCCUGCAUACGGACACUUCACGUUUGGGGAUGUCCCAAAUUGGAAAGGUUGCCAAAGCUUUGCGAUUUGGAAUUUUUGUCGAAAUUAGGGCUUGCGGAAUGCAAUGGGCUGAAGAAAUUGGAUGGAGUGGAAGCUUUAAAAUCCCUAAGAGUGUUGGACCUAUCCAAAGGGCGAGAGUGGUCCAUCCUCAACGACUUUGAUGCAAAGGAAGAUAAUCUCCAUGCGAUACAAGGCCUUGAAAAAUUGGGAUCCCUGGAAGUGGUGGAUAUCUCUGCGCGCAAGCACAUUCAAGUACUGGACCUUUCAAAGUCAAAGCAUCUAAAGACAUUGAUUGUUAGGGAUUGCAAAAGCUUAGUUGAAAUUCGUUGCCCUAGUAAAUUCCUAGAGCACUUUGAUAGGGAUGGGUGCGAGUCACUCAAGAAAUUACCUAACUUUUUACCACACGGCGAGCUAUGGUCGGAUCUUGAUGAGGAAGCUUACUGA
Molecule: messenger RNA, 2946 nt
Organism: Eucalyptus grandis
Lineage: Eukaryota; Viridiplantae; Streptophyta; Magnoliopsida; Myrtales; Myrtaceae
Product: disease resistance protein RPV1-like
Exons: 3
Coding region: 1-2946 (981 amino acids)
Source: RefSeq, a predicted model, not a curated record